Messenger RNA from Zootermopsis nevadensis, 2329 nucleotides. Its product is annotated as salivary protein Tsal2A. Gene Ontology annotation, molecular function: RNA endonuclease activity; single-stranded DNA endonuclease activity; nucleic acid binding. NCBI's taxonomy places the organism in Eukaryota, Metazoa, Arthropoda, Insecta, Blattodea, Termopsidae. Gene Ontology annotation, cellular component: mitochondrial inner membrane; nucleus. The record is from RefSeq and is a predicted model, not a curated record. Gene Ontology annotation, biological process: apoptotic DNA fragmentation.
AGAACGCUGAGGAAUAUGAGUUCAGAAUGUGUAUUCAGAAACUGUCUAAGAUGAUGAUGAUGAUGUUUUUUUGUUUUUUUUCUUUCUUCUUCUUCUUCUUCACCAGCUCGUAUAACCAGAUUUAUUUCUCUUAACCUGUUGCAAGCAACUGGCACAGCAAAUUUCAUAAGUUUUUCUAUUCAAUAGUCACUUGCCAAGAACAUGUUAGUUUGCAUAAUCCUCUUACAUUUGAACUGGGCCUAUUGUGCGGCAAGAAAAAGCUUUUUCUAGCAAAUAAUUUUGGGAGAGCUAGAGUCAAAACAAUUUUCGCGGGAUACGAACUUAUAGAAUUUUUCGGGAUAUCCAAUUGUUCCCGGCAUCAGCUAGUUGCUCUUUGGAUGUGUUCUGAGAUCUAGAUCUUGAUACCAGUCCUCCGCUGUGACGUAGUCUACUUUAACUUUAACUUUAUUCAGUAUAAUCCAUGUAGUAUGAACCUGUCACUUAUUCCAGAUUGUUAAAUCAAUCGUCCAAUACAAGGGAUUAUAAACUAAUCCCACUGAUAUACACACAAUAAUAGGUUAUCGAGAAACGUCUUAAAUUUAUGUAUCAGCUAGCUUUGGCCUCUUAUAAGCAGGCCUAAAAAAUUGUACUUUUUGUGUGUCCUGCUUAUGACCACAAUCUAAUCAGAAUCUGAAAUCAGCCUAUAUAUAUAAACAUGAAAAGUGGAACAAAUUGGACGACACAGCAGUAACUCCACAACUGUUCAAAGCACGGAGCCUGAGACGCUUGAAUCAGCGACGACGACCAGUACAAUGAAGACUACUGUAACUGUUUUGGGACUUAUAUCGUUUUUCGCUUGCCUCAGAGUCAACCACGCUAAAUCCAUCAAAGCAGGAUGCAGUAUCGGAAUAAACAGUGACCUGCCCGAACCACAACCACUGCUUCUAAUCCCAGGAGGCAGUAAGGAUGGGAACGGAUUCUUCGUGCCAGAUGAUGGUGACGACAUCGUUACAUUCGGUGUUGGACAAGACGUGCUCUUAGCCUGCCCUGGCACCAAUAAUUAUUUGGCAUUUGCAGGUUUUGGCACAAGGAUUGCACUUGCAACAUGCAGCUCUGGCACUACAUUUUACAUUAAUUCAAUUCCUUACAGCUUCUCAGACUUUGCAUGUAGAAGUUACCCUUACCACACUGCCAGAAGAUCUGGCAGCACAUGUCAUGAUGGUACCAAAAGCCAUAUAGAGAUCGGGUUUGAGGUUGAGUCCGACUUUUAUAAAACCAUAGAUAUCUGUUUUGAUGAUAACGUACUUAAUACCCUGUACAGCAAAUUCACGCUGGUAUCUGGUAUUGGCGGUUACCAGAUUGGAUUUCCACGGCCGAGUUUCUUAGAAGACGACUUCUACCCUGGAAUCCCAGUAGACAACCUCUACACCAAAAACACGCAACGGCAGACAAUCAGUAAUAUCCUUGGCUCAACACAGCUGGGUAACACGUACAUUUCUGACACGACCGAUUAUUAUCUCGCUAGGGGUCACUAUACAGCAAAAGCUGAUUUUGUCUAUGGUUCCCAACACAGAGCAACUUUCCAUUUUGUAAAUGUCGCCCCACAGUGGCAAACUUUCAAUGGAGAUAACUGGAAUUCACUUGAGAUGAGUGUAAGGACUUAUGCUGACAAGAAUAAACUUACUCUCGACGUGUACACUGGAACGCACGGCGUCUUAACGUUGCCGGAUAUUAACGGGAUCGAAAAAGAGUUGUAUUUGUAUGUUGACAACAACAAUAACAAUGGUAUUCCUGUACCAAAACUAUUCUGGAAAGCAGUUUAUAAUCCCAAGACCCAAGCUGGCGUUGUUUUCGUGGGUGUCAACAACCCGUACGAACCUAAUCCAGAGGAAAAUUACGUGAUUUGUACUAAUGUUUGCUCAAACAUUUCUUGGCUUCAGUGGGAUGAGAAAAAUGUUAAGAAAGGAUAUUCAUACUGUUGUGAAGUUAAUGAUUUUAGAUCCACUGUUAAUACACUCCCAGAGUUAACAGUAAGCAGUCUAUUAACUUAAUCAGUGAACGGAAGCAGGAACUGUUCACAGAGCCGAUGGCAAUAAAUAAGCAGAACGAAUGACUGAAUGUUCUGAAAUUUCUGUAAAAUUAUGGAUUUAUAUGGGAAGUAUAAUUAUUCAAGAAAAUGUACAUGACUUAUAUAAAUAUACUUGAAACUACAAUACUAGCAUAAUAUGGAAACUUUUAAUUUUUACUGUUCUGCAUAAUCAUGUCUUUUCAAUAUUUGUACAAAGCUCUAGUUUUUAAUAAAGUCACUGGUACGAUAUCAAUAACUGCUAAGUGUGCACCGACAAAAGUA